AUGACACGUGGAAGAUAUCAACAUUUUGCACUGCCAUCGAAAGUGGCUACAGAAAAUCGUCUUCGCUUCUUUGAUAAUGUAUUAAAUAGACAGGCAGAUCGCUUUGUUCAACGAGUUUACGAAGUAAUUCCCAACGAGGAGCGAGGCGUAAGGUUUCGGAAGAGAUGGAAUAGCGACGAAUGGAUUGAUUCUGUGCAAGCUCUCGCAGAAGAUCGAGGUUGGGCGGAGCUAUCUAUCUAUCUACUAGCAGAGAUCGGCACACCUCGGCGAAGAUGCGAGUAUUCGCGUCAGGCGAUGACAUCAGCCCGCCGAUUAAGUCAAGUUUGGCGACGACCUGUGGUGAAAGCUAAGCUCACCGAGGCAGGGCUGCUUAGUCUGGGGAAAAGUCUUUUUGCCACUCCAGCACAUUCACUGCCUCAGUACCCUGCACACCGGGCUCUGCCGUCUCAGACGUUGAACGGUAUGGCGACCGGUGAGAGACGAUCAAAUCUCAGGACGUCAUUGAUUCUGGACCAAGGCGACACACGCACGACUCGCCAUGGAGGCUAUCUCAGACUGUGUACUUACAGCGCGAGAGCAGUGUCCACAGACGCUGACUUGCAUGCCCUUCUCGGAGCUGCAGAGCGUAUCAAAUUUCACGUGACUGCUCUGCAGGAGACCAACUGCAGAAGGAGCGACGUAGGACAGGUGAAUGACGGUACACUCGUCAUUUGUGGAGAGAAGGUUCCGUCGCGAAAUGUAGGCGGUGUUGGUUUUGUUAUGCACCCAUCCGUCGUCCAUCUUGUCUCACGAGAUCCUGUCACCUCGUUUGGUCAUUUUUCGCCCCCUCCCUCUGCGCCAAAAACCCAUCAGUAUCACCAAUUGCUACUCACCAACAUCAGCAGCUGA
Necator americanus (New World hookworm) is the source of this 888-nucleotide messenger RNA. RefSeq lists its product as uncharacterized. The transcript is spliced from 3 exons. Bases 1 to 888 code for a protein of 295 amino acids. The record is from RefSeq and is a predicted model, not a curated record. NCBI's taxonomy places the organism in Eukaryota, Metazoa, Nematoda, Chromadorea, Rhabditida, Ancylostomatidae.